AUGCGCACCUUGAUUCUCUACCGCUUGUGUUCGAUCCCGACCAUGAGUAUUUCGCUAAUGGAAACGCACGACUACCACAGAGUUCCAGGCCACGCUGGGCAGGAAAGAAGCACACUUGAGCAUGGACGUUUCACAGACACUGCAGCGACAGACGAGAGCCUUCCGCUUGAGGAAGAGCAACCCAGGUCCAGCAUACAAUUAGACAACGCCGCGGACGAUACUCACUCAGUUCCAGACCAGCUUCAGCAGGAAACAAGUGCAGCUGCAAACGAACAUGUUACCGCGAAUGCAGCGACAGACGCACGCUCCGCGCAAGGCGAGGACCAAAUUGGGCCCCAUUUUGAGGCGGACGACGCUACGGAUAGAGAAGACAGCUCCAAGACCACGCUGAUGGCGAAGUCGUCCACUUCCAGCCAGACCUGGAAUCGCAAGGCUCUUUGGCUUUCUGUUUGGUGGAGAGCGUCUUUAGCCGCUCUGUUUCUAAUCAUGGCGACUGCAGCAUCGUUCAUCACAUUGGCUCCCUACCAAGGCCAUCCGCUGCCUCAUUGGCCGUACAACAUCACCAUCGGCGCCCUUCUGUCCGUAUAUUCUGUCGUACUCAGAGGUACAGCAACAUUCUUGCUUGCGGAAGGUCUCUCGCAUUUGAAAUGGCGCUGGUUCGGGAAACACGAGAGACCACUGCACGAUCUAUCCUUGCAUGACGAAGCUGCGCAAGGUCCUAUUGGUGCUGUAACGCUGCUCUGGAGACUUCGCUUUCUGCCGAGCACCUGGCAAUGGCUUGGAUGUUUACUCAUACCAGUUACUCUCUUGGUUGGACCUUUCACACAACAGGCCCUUCAAUACGUUUCCUGCAGUGUGCUGGCCGAUUCAUCCACUCCGCAAUACACAAUCCCGCGGAACUCUUUCUUUUUGUCUGGUGCCUAUCGUUACGACAGCUUCCAGCUCGACCUGGCACAGCAAGUCUCGAUUAAUACUGGAAUGUACAGCCCCAAUCACGUUGACGUAAAAUGCGAGACCGGAAACUGCACUUCGAAGUCAACAUACUCAUCCAUCGGGUUCUGUGCUAGAUGCAAGGAUAUCUCUUCCCGAGUCUCUGUUGAAUCGAAGGGGGUUCCAGGCGGCAUCGGGAACGCCACGACAUCACUUUCUACUGGGCUCACUGUGAACUUCACUCUCCAGAAUGUGGAGCUUGCCACUAUGGGAGAAAGACCUUACGACGAAGAAACACAAUACGGGUCUCUCGAUGUUCUAGUCGGAAUGCUCGGAGACGUAUACACAUAG
Molecule: messenger RNA, 1281 nt
Organism: Cercospora beticola
Lineage: Eukaryota; Fungi; Ascomycota; Dothideomycetes; Mycosphaerellales; Mycosphaerellaceae
Product: DUF3176 domain-containing protein
Source: RefSeq, a predicted model, not a curated record